Molecule: messenger RNA, 1387 nt
Organism: Culicoides brevitarsis
Lineage: Eukaryota; Metazoa; Arthropoda; Insecta; Diptera; Ceratopogonidae
Exons: 3
Coding region: 98-1303 (401 amino acids)
Source: RefSeq, a predicted model, not a curated record
CUCUUAUCUAUCAAAAAAAGGAUGCUAUGUGAAAUUCAGCUAAUUUUAAAGAAUUUUUAAGAAAAUAACUCGUAAAUUUGUGUAAAAAUACUCAAAAAUGGAUAUCUGGCGCUUUAAAGAAUAUGAAAAAGAGAUUUUUGGUGAAAACAUGAAACUUACCAAGAUCCAACAGUUAUUUGUUGCUGCUCAAGCUUUAUCCGCAUUUUCAUACGUAGAGCAAACACGUAAAGUUGAACAAAUUUCGGAUUUUGAUAUUUCUUCGAUUUUCAACGAAUUGGAAGCUGAAAUUGACAAAGAAUUUCCACUUCCAGACUCCUCCGAUUUCAACCGAUUUAUCGCAAUGAAGGCAAUUGCUAUUUUCUUUCAAUCGACUGUACGCCCGGAAUGUGGUUUUCGUGCCUUAUCAUUGUUGGAACCGAUCAAAGACACCCCCGAAGGUGCACAUCCCUACAUUCAAACGUUGUUACACAUAGCCCGAAUGGAAGAUGAUGCAAAGAAAAGUCUCGAGUACUACUGGAAAGCUGAAGCAGCAUUUGACAAUAUCAAAGCGAACAAAUUUAGGAUUCUUUCGUACUUUGAAAUUUUCGGUGGCAACGAAAUAGGAGGCUCUACUCUGCUCGAUAACGACUAUGACUCGAUAAUGAUGGAAAUUUUUAUGCGAAAUUUCCAAUUAAGGGAUGACGCAAUGAAGCUGAAAUACGUUUUGCCGGCACUCAAAGCAACGUUGAACAAACAUGAAAUAAUUCAUGAAUUUGGCACGGAAAAUGCACUUUUUGAGCAUACUGUUAUAUUGCUUCGCCCGAUAAUUAAUUGUUUGAUUGACACAAAUCACUUUGAGCAAGUUGAUCAUGUCUUGUCGAUUUUGAUGUUUCAUUUGGUGAAAAUGCGUCGUGACAUGCCCAAAGUGAUUGCAACGGAGAUUCAAGCUAAAAUUGAUGCGUCAAAGGCGAUUGUUUCGUUUUUUUACGCAAUUUGGGCUUAUGAGUUGCUCGUAAUCGCCGCUAAGAUGUACUCGGAAAAACAUUUGAAAAUCAAAAUUCGCACUGAAAUGAUCCGUUUAGAGAAAUUUAUGGAGCCUGGCAUCGAGAUUUAUGAAAAACAGUUCCCGGUUAACGUAAUUUCUGACGAGAAAGAAUGGGAUAAAGUCGUUACGAAAGGAAAACUAUGGUGUCAACGUGCAGUAGAUUAUUUUGAAAAAGCUAAAACUGCUCCUGCUGACUACUUGAAGGGAUCAGAUGGCAGUUUAAAUUUAUUGAAACGUUUUGAUGAGCGUCUUACCACAAAACCUGAAUUUUUGAACUGAUUUGUGUACAUUGAUUAAAUGUAAGAGGUUAAACUUGAAUGAAUUCAAGUAUUUUUUUGAUCUUUUUUCUUUGUAAUUAUUCCU